Drosophila elegans is the source of this 3693-nucleotide messenger RNA. RefSeq names its product transcription termination factor 2. The transcript is spliced from 5 exons. Lineage: Eukaryota; Metazoa; Arthropoda; Insecta; Diptera; Drosophilidae. The record is from RefSeq and is a predicted model, not a curated record. Bases 410 to 3463 code for a protein of 1017 amino acids. Gene Ontology annotation, molecular function: ATP-dependent chromatin remodeler activity; ATP binding.
CUGAUUUCUUUACUUCCUUUCCUAAACUUUUUAAAUGUGUUGGUAAAUGCACUGCCAUAAGACAGCUUAAUGCACCCCUGAUCUAGCCCUAUAGGAAAAUUUUUGGCACGGCAAAGCCUAAAAUUAUAUGCACAUUACAGUAUUCUUUGGAAGAGACGGUGAAAAAGUGAAAUACAAUUCAGACAGUCACCGUCUACCGCCAAUGUCUUUUUUCAGCAUGUCUGUGGGAACAGAACUUAUGGAUUGUGGACGGAUUGUGCUUUGUGUGAACAAAAUAUAUCAUCUGUUUUCAGCUAUCGAAACGCCAUUCGAUAGACUGCACUGCAAGGCGAGGCGACAGUUACCAACACUGCCCGCGGACUUGUUCGAAAGUGUUUAAGCUAUAUUACAUCAAUGUUUUUAUAAAGAAAUGGCUCCAGAUAAGUCACAAAGUCCGUACGCGAGAUUGGGUUCGCCGCCAUGCUCCAGUUCAGCAGCGAUCGGAAACAUAAAUAAUUCCUCGUGUGGUUUUAAAAACUCUUUGUUUCAUGAUAUGGACAUCUCCUCUUCGUUGGAAGACAACGGCAGUGUCCAAAAUGAGACAGUCCUUAACUUGACCGACAGCUCUAAGGAAAUUAGCAACCAGCUGCCGCCAACUAAUCAGCUUUCAGAGCCAAAAAACGUGUAUGCGAGAUCUGAUUCGCCGCCCUGUUGCAGUUCAGCAGCGAUCAGAAACCUAAAUGAUUCCUUGUUUAGUUUUGGAAACUCUUCGCUUCACCACAUGGACAUUUCAUCUUCAUUGGAAGACAACAGCAACCGUGAUCAGACAUUCGACAAAUUGACCGACAGUUCUGAUGACAUUUUCGACCAGCAGGCGACAAACGACGAUGGUCAAGAAUUGACCAGUGAAUACGCAAGCAAUGCAGGUGCUAUAUUCGUCAGCGCUUCGGAAUAUUCUGAAAAAAAGAAGCAGAUCGAUCAGCUGGUGCAGAAUAUGCUGGGCAUGGAGCAACUGCAGCGCCAGCUGGAAGAGAAUGGCUCCACCAACGAGGAGCUCCUCGACCUGAAAUUGCGCCUGGAUAAACUCAAUGGGCGCCUAGAGGCAUUGGGGGAGUUUCUGGACACGCUGCGCGUCCAUGAGGAUCAGUCGGCCAACAGGAUCAAGGAGGAGGCCGAGCAGAUCGAACAGCCCCGUUGGUCCAACUUGUAUUCCGGUCUGAACCGCUAUCGCCACAAAGCCAAGCACACUUCUGCCGAGUUUUAUCAGCACAAGAGCAACAUUAUCGACAGUCUGAAGACGCUGUAUGAGCCUUCGGAGCCCACUCCUGCGACCGAUGACUUGGAGAAGCAGCCUGCCCUUCUAAUGGUGCGACUGUUGAAGCAUCAGCAGGCAGGCCUGAAAUGGAUGCAGUUCCGUGAGCGGCAGAAGAUCUCUGGCGGAAUUUUGGCCGACGACAUGGGUCUGGGCAAGACCCUGAGUAUGAUUGCCCUGGUGCUGGCUGCACAGGAAACUAAAAACAAAAAACGGGCGGAUAAGCAGCGUUCCCUGGAGCAAAAGUGGACCCAAGAGUUCAAUCGAUUUAAGACAAAGAAAAUGCCAAAAUUUCGUAUUUUCGAUGAUGAAGAAGAGUCCGAAGAGGAGAAAGAGGCGUACGAACCGCCAGUGAAGCGCGAAUGCCAAGCGCCCGAAACAGUGGUUUUCAGUUCAGAUGAAGAAGAGGAGAACCUGGCAACUGUUCCCACGGCGGACACACUGGUUGUGUGUCCCAUGAGCGUGAUGUGCCAGUGGGCCCAGGAAGUGUUGACCAAGGUGGCACUGAAUGCCAUCAAGGUGUUGACCUUCCACGGAGCCAACCGCCGUGAGAUCGGGCUAGAAGUGUUCAGAAGCUAUGAUUUAGUUAUUACUUCGUACAAUGUCUUGAUGAGCGAGUACAAGAGAUUUGGGAACAGAUCCCUGUUGUUUGCCGUCCGCUGGAACCGUGUGAUCCUCGACGAGGCGCACAUCAUUCGAAAUGUGAAGACCAGUUGCUGCAGUUCCGUGUGCCAACUGAAAGCCCGUUGCCAUUGGGCCUUAACCGGCACUCCUGUCCAGAAUCGUGCCAUCGACGUGUUCGCCCUGCUUCGCUUUCUGGAAGUACCCAACUUUCGCGACCUCCAGCAGUGGAAGAGGUACUUAAACGAAGGCAUGCACGCCCACCGCCGACUGAACUUCAUUAUCAAACCUCUAAUGCUGCGCAGGACGAAGCAACAGCUCCAGGAUUCGGGAGACAUGCCUGCCCUGCCCCCUCUAAGGGUUGAACUAAUCUGUGUGCAGCUCUCGGAGCCGGAAAUGGCUGUGUACCAGAUCCUGUCUGCCAUCUCGCAAAAAAUCUUCACGCAGUUUCUGCUGCAACGCGAGAAGGGCAACAGCGAUUUAAACUAUUAUUCGCUGGAAGCGACACCUCAGUUUAUUAAGGACAUUUUUGAGGCCAAGUACACAGAGAUCUACCAUAGAUUCUUGAGAUCGCUUGGCUACAAUCCGAAAGCUAAGAUCAAGGGUAUAGUUAUCCUGGUGCUACUGCUGCGCUUGCGACAAUUCUGUUGCCACCCGGGUCUAAUGCUUGGGAUGCUUUGUGGUUCCAUGACUGCUGAAGAUGUGCACAACAUAAGGGUUGACGCCACAGAUGUGGAGGAGGGCCAGCUUAAGAUGGAUGUACUUGCGGAGUUGGACAAAUAUGAUCAACCCGCUGAUGAUGAGGAUUUCUUUGACCAGGAUGAUAGCGUUCCCAGGACAAGCGUUGCCCGGACGAAUGAAGUAAAAAAUGAGAACGAAGGCAUUAAAGAAGAGAUUGUGCCAUGGGAUAUGGGAGAUGAACAAUUAUCAAGCAGUUCUUCAGCUAAUCCAUUAGAUGCGGCAAGGGCUCUGAAGCUUCUUAGUCCUCAGAAUCCUAUUUUCGAGUUCAAACGCUCGUCUGCCAAACUAAAGCUUGUCAUUGAUAAGCUGGAGGAGCUGCUCACGGGUACCAACGACAAGAUCAUAGUUACAUCACAGUGGAUCAGCUAUCUAGCUAUCAUCCGAAAGCGUCUGCAGGAUCAGUCGUGGGAAACGCUUGACUUUAAUGGCCAGCUGUGCGCCAAAGAACGCGAGAUCGUGUUGCGAGACUUUAGUGCCGAUAAUGACAAGCGGGUUCUCCUGCUCUCGCUCACUGCUGGCGGAGUAGGCCUGAAUCUCAACGUUGCCAACCAUAUGCUCAUGGUGGACCUCCAUUGGAAUCCCCAGCUGGAGCGGCAGGCUCAGGAUCGUAUUUAUCGAUAUGGUCAGUGCAAGCCCACCUUCAUUUAUCGCUAUAUGUGCCUGGACACUGUGGAGCAGCGCAUCAAGGCGCUACAGGAUUACAAGUUGGAAAUUGCCAAAGUGGUGCUGCCCGAGGAAGAGGGAGGAGUGUCCGCUCGUGGUGGCGGUGGACUCAACCUCGCGGAGCUCAAGAAACUGUUCUCAAUGUGAAAUCAAAGAUUUUAUUUCGUUUGUUAUUCAUUUAGGAAGUUGUCAUUUUUUAUUUAAUUUAAAACGUUUUUAGUUUCACUUAUUUUUAAAAACCAGACAUCAUAUAAAGUUAUGUAACCUCUAGUUUAAUCGGUCACUUCGUCUGCACAUUAAAUGUGCUUUAAGAACCACUAAAGUAUUUACAUGCGUUUAAUAAGAAUAUAAUAUAUUUUUCUGUUGCCAUUUAAAAA